This is a messenger RNA of Oldenlandia corymbosa var. corymbosa, 2693 nucleotides long. NCBI's taxonomy places the organism in Eukaryota, Viridiplantae, Streptophyta, Magnoliopsida, Gentianales, Rubiaceae. The record is from the annotation of a GenBank genome assembly.
CCAUUUGGUAAAAGCUUGUAUACCAUUCUCAUACUACCUCUGUCUCAAAAUUAUUGUCCACUUUGAGUUUUUCUUUUUAGUUUAAUUUGUAGUAGAACUGAAACUCCAAACUGGAUAAUAAUUAUGGAACGGAUGGAGUAUUAUGUUAAACGUGAGGAAUUGUUGUUUCCAGUUUCCACUGGUUUAAAUUCUCACUCGAGAGUCCAAUAAUUUUUAGUUUUUUUUUUUAAUAAAACAAAGGAUCAAAAUGCCAAAAAGAUUCAAUCUUUCAAUCUUUGAUCAGACUGAUCAUUCAUUUUUUUGGGUACUCAUCAAUCAUCAUCAAAACCAACCACAUAAAUUUGUUUUCUUACGAUCAUUACUGGAAAUGCUUUCAAAUUGAGGGACUAAAAGAUAAACAAUAAUAUCUCAGAAAGAAUCACGCCUUCAAAGUUCAAAAACUUCUCUUCUGAGUUCUGACUUUUUUUCCUCACCUGCGGCCGCCUUUACGACACACUUUUCUGAUGGAGCUUUCAGUUCCUGCUCGUCGUUGUUUCGCUGACUCUACAAUUUCAUCAUCUUCUCAUCUUCAACAGCUCAAUCUUGCAAGAAUUCAUCUCGCAAAAUCGACUCAUAUAUCCUACUGCAACCAAAAGUCUUCACUUCUCGCCGGGAAUCUUCAUCAACCCAUAAAAAAAAGCCGACCCUUUAAGCCCCUUUCAAUGGACCCGCAAAGGAUAGUUCCCCAGGCCACUGAGAAUGGAUCCCCUACAACUUUCUCUGAAAUGGAUAGAGUUGGGGAAGUGAAGAGGGUGACAAAAGAGACUAAUGUCUUUGUGAAGGUGAACUUGGAUGGUAAUGGUGUGGCUGAGAACAGUACCGGGAUUCCAUUUCUUGAUCACAUGUUGGAUCAAUUAGCUUCACAUGGACUGUUUGACGUGCAUGUGAAAGCCACUGGGGACUAUCACAUUGAUGAUCAUCACACAAAUGAAGAUGUUGCCCUUGCCCUUGGAACUGCUCUGUUGCAAGCUCUUGGUGAUAGAAAGGGAAUCAAUCGGUUUGGUGACUUUUCAGCUCCUCUUGAUGAGGCGUGUAUACACGUCGUACUGGACUUAUCUGGUCGACCACAUCUCAGUUUUGAUCUUCAGAUACCUACUGAGAGAGUUGGGACAUAUGACACUCAGUUGGUGGAGCACUUCUUUCAAUCACUAGUCAACACUUCUGGAAUGACACUUCAUAUUCGACAGCUUGCUGGAAAAAAUUCUCACCAUAUAAUUGAGGCAACCUUCAAGGCUUUCGCGAGAGCUCUCAGGCAAGCUACAGAAUAUGACUCACGUCGCCGUGGAAGUAUUCCAAGCUCAAAAGGGGUUCUCUCACGGACUUAGAGACUUGUAUAAUGGAAAGGUGGAACUCGAAUAUGUUGGACCCAGCUUCUAUACUUUGAGCAUUGCUCUGUAGCACCCGGCAAAAGCAUGAUCACAUGUUCUUUUUAACCACAAAAUAUGUUGGUGAUGCUUAUGCACUCAUCUACUGGCCCCCUGGAAUGAAUCAAUUCUGAUGGUGUACUGCAUGUCUGUGAGAACAAAUUCUGUCACAUUUCUACUUUGACUUUCUGGAGUCAAUCACUGCAAAGUGAUUGUACGUAUUGGUAUUUGGUACCCAGUUUUAUGAACUAAGGAUUUGUAACACCAACCAUUCUGUACUACAAACUCUGUUCAUUGGUCGAAACUACUGUGUGUGUUCUCUUUAAAUUUGCAUUGUAGGUUUCUUGUCUUUUCACUUGCAUGCAAAAGGAUUCUUCGGCUCUGGUUAGUGAUUAAAACUUCAUACUUCUUCCUUCACGAAAGUGCAGAAUUUUUAUAUCCAGGGACAGGAAUACUUUUCUGAGUUACAUCAUCCGGGGAACGAGCGAGUUAGAGAUUGAAAACAUACCAGUCUCAAGGAGUAGCUUGUGGAAAUAUUAGUCUGUAUGGAAGUGGGUGUAACAAAAGAACUGGAAAUUAUAUUUCCUUAACAACCACAAACAAGUAGAUUUCUGAGUGAUUAUAAACAAUCAGUAAAAAAAAUGUAGUAUUUCUUUUCCAUGUCCGAGUUAUGUAGACAUGUUUUACAGUUUUCGCAUUUGUCAAAACAAAAACCAGUAACAUAUACAUAGCAGAAACCUAACUCUACAGAAACUCUUCCGCUUUGUCUAAAUCACUAAGAACUUCAGACUUGAUAUCCUCUGGUAAAGGGGCUGAAGGACCUGCCCUAGAGUAAAAGUUGGCAAGGGAUCUUAUUGCUUUCUCAAGCAUCACAUAUGAUUCCUGCGAUUAUCAAGCACGACAAUAUUAGCUCAGGCAACAAAAGACUAGCUUUGUGAUACAUAAUGUACGAUGCAUGACAUUAUCUUCAUGUCUUUACCACACUAUUUAAGAACUCAACACAUGAUACAAGAAAUGUUCACAAAAGCGUUUCAACAUAUCUUUUGCCAGUUGUCUUCUUGAGAGAACUAACAAGCGGAAGUCCUCAAAAUGUUGAAUUUUCUCUCCACGAUCUCCUUUGUAUCACAUAUUUACACCAUGGAUGCAGCACAAAUAUGGCAGUAUGACCACAGAACUUUACAGCGUUACUUAAUUUAGCUUUUGAUUUUAACAUGCAAGCAGUUUUGUACACUAGUUCCUCCUAAAUCAAAUUUGAACAAGAAAUUUACCUCAUUAACUACUGUCUUUUGC